Limanda limanda (common dab) is the source of this 2700-nucleotide messenger RNA. RefSeq names its product neurocalcin delta b (gene ncaldb). The transcript is spliced from 4 exons. The coding region runs from base 124 to 702 and encodes 192 amino acids. The record is from RefSeq and is a predicted model, not a curated record. Gene Ontology annotation, biological process: calcium-mediated signaling. Lineage: Eukaryota; Metazoa; Chordata; Actinopteri; Pleuronectiformes; Pleuronectidae. Gene Ontology annotation, cellular component: cytosol. Gene Ontology annotation, molecular function: calcium ion binding; actin binding; tubulin binding.
CCAGGAGGUAAUGGACAAUUAGAGCUUCUCCUCGCCGGCUUCGUCACCGCAACUUCCCCUGCGAGCAGUCAAGAGCACCGCCGCUGUCGCACCUCCGUCACAGCCUCAACACAAGCAGCGACCAUGGGCAAACAGAACAGCAAGCUGCGUCCGGACGUCAUGCAGGACCUGAUGGACAACACGGACUUCACCGAGCACGAGAUCACCGAGUGGUACAAGGGCUUCUUGAGGGACUGCCCCAGUGGCGCGCUGUCCAUGGAGGAGUUCAAGAAGAUCUACGCCAACUUCUUCCCUUACGGAGACGCCUCCAAGUUCGCCGAACACGUCUUUCGCACGUUUGACGCCAACGGAGACGGGACUAUCGACUUCAGGGAGUUCAUCAUUGCCCUGAGUGUGACCUCGCGUGGGCGACUGGACCAGAAGCUGAAGUGGGCCUUCAGCAUGUACGACCUGGAUGGGAACGGAUACAUUAGCAAGGCAGAGAUGUUGGAGAUCGUAACGGCCAUUUACAAGAUGGUGUCCGCUGUGAUGAAGAUGCCUGAGGACGAGUCCACACCUGAGAAACGCACAGAUAAGAUCUUCCGGCAGAUGGACACAAAUCGAGAUGGUAAACUGUCUCUUGAGGAGUUUGUGGAGGGAGCGAAGAGCGACCCCUCCAUCGUGCGACUGCUUCAGUGUGACCCCAGCAGUGCUGGGCAGUAGAAAACUGGACAUUUACCAUCGCAUUUUUAUUAUUAUUUUAACAAACGUUCAAAAUCUCUCCCAGUUGACCAACCUGAGAUUAUUGACAUAGGAGCUAUAGAGGCACAUGCACACACAGACUCACAAAACACGCAGUAGUACAUAAUACAAAUACCACUUACUCACAUGAACAUGUUGUACAUGCGCCUCUAUGCCUGGUCAAAAGCUGCAGACAUCAUGGUUCUCAUAUAUACGGUACAAAUCUAACUCAAGGGACUGAAAUCCCAUCAAGGACUUGUUAAACACUGAAUCAGAACUGUGCUGUCUCUGUGUGAGAGGACGGCCGGUGAGGAGGAUCCACCAGAGUGAUGAGGUACAUUGAGCCGUUUGCUGUUUCUUUUUUAUUUCUUUUAUUUGAUGUUUUUUUUGAAAGCAUUUGUCCUGAUUUUAAAAGGGAUUUGAAAUGUUCAUUUUUCUCUCUUGUAUCUGACUCGGUUGUUUUGCGUGACAACUUUAAAUAGUAUUCCAAUCUAACUCCACGUGGACACUGGACGAAAUGAAGAGCGUGAGUCAGGGAGUACGAGUGUCCACAGCUUGCAUCGUGGCCACGUGUGGCUAGGAGACCUGGGAAAUGUUGUUUUUAAUCAGAGGGAUUUCAGAAGGGAAGAACGAUUUCUUUUUAUUGUAUAUUUAGGAGGAACGUUACAUGAAACCAAAACUCAGAUUUCAAAAAUAAGGGGAAUAUUCUGACCACUGAUUCACGCCAUCUGUUCUUCGAAAGUGACUUUUAAUGCCAAGUUUUGUGUCCACAAAAAAAAAAACACACACACAUUUUACUCAACAUAGACAUUCACACAUUCACUUCACUGAGCUGUGAUUCUCUUUCUUCAAUUAUGGUUAAAACAAGUGUAUAAGCAAAAACUAAAAAAGAGGUUAGAUGUUAUAUGAAUAUAUAGUAUGUGCUUAUAUAUUCUUUUACUCUGUGAUAACAUUGUGGCAAUUUGCUUCAGUGGAAGAGAUUCACUUUUAAAACAGAUGAUUUUGACGUAUAAAUUAUUGCAAUGUCAAGAUUAACAUUUUCUUUUCUUUUACGUGACGAUAUGAAAGAAGUAUUGUACUGUAUAUUCACUCAUAUUUAUGCUAGGGAUGUUUUAAAAAGAAAUGAGAGGACCACACAUUGCUAUGCAUUCAUCUUCGAUCAUCAUCAGCUACAUUUAGUUUAAGUAGCUUCUUUUUACUGUUAAUAGAGAAAAAAUAGCGUCUGAUUUCAAACAUUAUCCUUCCUGAAACCCCCCCCCCCCCCACCGCUGACUUCAUGUUUCCCUGGAAGCCAGUAAAGGUUUGUAGUCGUUAAGUUUGAAAAAUAUAUCCUGUGUGAUAAGUGUGAAAACAAAACAAUCAAUGGUAAUGUCUGAAAAUCUUACGCUUAAGCGCAAAUGUGACAUCUCAUCUUUUUCUGCCAUCUGCGGAACAUUUGGACAAAUUGUGUUGUUUUGUGCUACAGCGACGACAAAGACGCCAUAAAUCUUUGGCGACGACCACACACAGUAACAGACACUUAACUGACGGAACUAAAACACUGCAAGUAACAAACCAAAACCCACUGUGUCAGUUUCCAGGAUUUCCUGAUAACUCUUUACUGCUUCCAUCCUGUUUAUUCAACACCUGCUGCUCUGAAAACAACAUCUGUUCCAGUCAGUUUUCACAGGUAAUGGAAUAACGACUUUAGGGGAAAAAUAAGUUUUGAUGAAUACUGUGGGUUUCUGCACAUUUCAAGUAGGUGAUCAGGGGCGUCAGUCCCACCGUUCACUUCAAUAGCAUCUUGUGGUCAAGUGCCAAAUAUAGAGGAGUAAAUAAAAGAAUAAAAAACACAGUAUUGUAUCCAUUUACACUGUACAGUUGUUACCUGUCGAACAAAACAAAACUUUGUCACUGUAUAAUUUUGUAGAUUUUGUAUUGUUAACUUGCUGUGUAGGAUGUCCAUUUUGUUAUUUGAAAUAAAGGCAAAAUGGGAAAGUG